Gracilinanus agilis (Agile Gracile Mouse Opossum) is the source of this 1847-nucleotide messenger RNA. RefSeq names its product heterogeneous nuclear ribonucleoprotein H-like. Gene Ontology annotation, cellular component: ribonucleoprotein complex; nucleoplasm. Gene Ontology annotation, molecular function: RNA binding. The record is from RefSeq and is a predicted model, not a curated record. Gene Ontology annotation, biological process: regulation of RNA splicing. Bases 332 to 1738 code for a protein of 468 amino acids. The transcript is spliced from 3 exons. NCBI's taxonomy places the organism in Eukaryota, Metazoa, Chordata, Mammalia, Didelphimorphia, Didelphidae.
CGGACCGGCACCUGAUGAGUGGUCUAACGAGGUACAGGCAGAAAUUUGGAAGCAAAGCAUCCUGUGGGACUUUGCAAGACAGCAGCUGUUCCUUCUAGCAGAACAACAGCUGGUACAAAUACUGGAAGAUCAGAAGAAGGUCCAGGCAAACCCUGCAGAGACUCCAAAGAGAACCAGAUUCAUCUGGCCCAACAGAACAUCUUCCUUCAGCAGAUGAUCUCAGAAUUAGAGAAGCUGCAGAGUCUCAUGUGAAGUAUGCCACAGAGAAGCUGAAGUCAAGGAUCCAGACAGUCACAUUUCAAGCUGUUGCUGCCGCUACUAACUAGACAAGAUGAUGCUGAGCACCAAAGGAGAAGAAGGCUUUGUGGUGAAGGUCCGGGGCUUGCCAUGGUCAUGCUCAGCCAGUGACAUCCAGCAAUUCUUCUCAGAAUGCAAAAUUCAAAAUGGAGCAGCAGGCAUUCAUUUCAUCUAUACCAGAGAGGGCAGACCGAGUGGAGAGGCAUUCGUUGAACUCGAAUCUGAAGAUGAAGUCACAUUGGCAUUGAAAAAAGAUAGAGAAACUAUGGGACACAGAUAUGUGGAAGUAUUCAAGUCAAACAACAUUGAGAUGGACUGGGUGUUGAAGCAUACUGCUCCGAAUAGUCUCGACACUGCCAGUGAUGGCUUCGUGCGCCUUAGAGGUCUCCCAUUCAGGUGUAACAAGGAAGAAAUUGUUCAGUUUUUUUCAGGGCUGGAAAUCAUGCCAAACGGGAUAACGUUGCCAGUAGACUUCCAAGGGAGGAACAGCGGUGAAGCCUUCGUGCAGUUCGCUUCACAGGAAAUAGCUGAAAAGGCUCUAAAGAAACACAAGGAAAGAAUAGGGCACCGAUACAUUGAGAUCUUCAAGAGCAGCCAGGCCGAAGCUCAGACCCACUAUGAUCCUCCUCGAAAGCUGAUGGCUAAGCAGCGUCCAGGUCCUUAUGACAGGCCCCAGGCUGGCAGAGGCUACAACACUCUUGGGAGAGGAGUCGGGUUUGCAGGGAUGAGAUGUGGUGCCUAUGAAGCUGGCUACAGAGGCUAUGACGACUACAACUGGUAUAAUGACGACUAUUGCUUUGGAAGAUACCUGAAUUACUAUUUGGCCAUGUCCGGCCACAGCUAUGGAGACAGCUGGUCUACCUUCCACCAGAGCCCUGCAGGCCAUUACGUGCACAUGAGAGGAUUACCUUACAAAGCUACUGAAAAUGAUAUCUGUGAUUUUUUCUCACCACUCAAACCAGUCGGAGCAUACAUUGAAAUUGGAUCUGAUGGCAGAGUGACCGGAGAAGCCGAUGUUGAAUUUGCUACUCAUGAAGAUGCUGUGGCAGCUAUGUCUAAAGACAAAGCAAACAUGCAGCACAGAUACAUAGAGCUCUUCUUGAAUUCCACAACAGAAGCAGACAGCAGUGCUUACGAUCCCCAGAUGAGAGGAGGCAUGAGUUUGCUAAACCAGUCUACUUACGGCAACCCGUCUAGCCAGGAGCUGAAUGAGGGCUACGGAGCAGUCUCUGAAGGUCAUAUCAGCAUGAACAAAUAUGACCAAGUGUUACAGGAAAACUUCAGCAAUUUUUCAACCACCCAUUGCACGGAGAACCAAGGAGAGGUGAAUAACAGCUACAACAAUUGGGGGAGCUUUGCAUAUAUGGGAGAGAAUAGAAUGGGAGAAAUAGCUGGCAUAUCCAAUAUGGGAAGUGAAUGUGGGAUGUAUCCUGAUUAUUGACACUUUGUCAACUUUUUAUUAAAGAAAAACAAUUUAAAAUGAUGUUUUAUAAUACAAGCUUUUGAUUUAUGCUUACUGUUAAUGAAAUAAAGAUUGUUUUUUAAAACUC